Messenger RNA from Gossypium arboreum, 6703 nucleotides. RefSeq lists its product as uncharacterized. The coding region runs from base 3463 to 6045 and encodes 860 amino acids. NCBI's taxonomy places the organism in Eukaryota, Viridiplantae, Streptophyta, Magnoliopsida, Malvales, Malvaceae. The transcript has 10 exons. The record is from RefSeq and is a predicted model, not a curated record.
GUGGUGGGUCAUCAUGUCUGUUGUCUUCUUCACUUUUGAGUUGUAUUCUCGAAAGUAAUACAUAUUUUUUGAACAUACAAUGCAAUUGAAACUUGCUUACUUUUACAUUGACUUACGUUUUCUCAAAUUACUACUCGCUUUACUCCGUUAAGGCAAAUUAUUAUUUCCAUCGUUCAAAACUCAUCGCUCAAUCCUUCUCUUAUAUAUUUUGCAAAGUUUACUUGCUCUUUGCUCUCUCAAUGGACUUUGUUGUUGCCAUCGUUAGCUCUAUUGUCGCUAAAUCUGCAGAGUAUACGAUUUCUCCUAUCAUAAACCAUGUCAAAUACCUUUCCAAUCAUCAGCAAAAUGUUGAGACCCUCAAGCACCAAGCUGAGAAGCUGAAAGUUGCAAGGGACAGAGUGCAGCAUUCUGUUGAUGCAGCUUUACGAAACGGCAAAGAGAUCGAAGGCGAUGUUGACAAAUGGUUGUCUGCAGUCGACACAAAGAUCCUUGAACAAGUAGAGAAAGUGACGCAAGAUGAAGAAAAGCAAAGAAAAAGUGUUUCGUUGGUUUGUGUCCUGAUUUCUGGACUCGUUACAAGCUUAGCCUGAAUGCUCCAGAGGAGGCGAAGGCUGUUGCCGAGCUACUUGAACAGGGCAAGUUUGACGAGGUUUCUUAUCCUGUGCCUCUGCAAGGUAUCACUGUCACACCAUUUAAAGGGUACGAGGAUUUUGAGUCAAGAACGUUGGUUUUGAAUGAAAUAAUGGAGGCACUGAAAGAUGAUAGCGUCAGCGUUAUUGGGGUGCACGGUAUGGGCGGCAUUGGAAAAACAACGCUAGUAAAAGAAAUCGCUAGAAAGGUCAAGGGCAAUUUAUUUGAUUCGGUUGUCAUAGCAACAGUAACUCAAGCCAUUGAUAUUGAGAAAAUUCAGAACAGAAUUUCAGAGUUAUUGGGCUUGAAAUUUGAGGAACAGAGUACCGAUGUAAAGGCACUUCGACUACAAGAAAGAUUGAAGAAAGAGAAGAGGGUUCUGGUCGUCUUGGAUGACAUUUGGGCAAAGGUUGAUAUUGAGGAAGUUGGGAUCCCUUUGGGAGAUGAGCACAAGGGAUGCAAGUUGCUGCUAACUUCUAGGGAGCUAAAUGUUUUAUCAAAUGGGAUGGAUGCUCAGAAAUAUUUUUCUGUUGGGUUUUUAAAUGAAAACGAGGCCUGGGACCUGUUCAAGAAGAAGGCUGGCGACUGUGUUGAAAGUUGUGAUUUGAAGCCUGCAGCUAUGGAGGUAGCCAAAAAAUGUGCAGGGUUGCCCAUAGCCAUUGCGACAGUUGCAGGGGCUUUGAGAAACAAAAGAUUGUUUGAGUGGAAGAAUGCUUUACGAGAACUAGAGAGGCCUUCAUCAAGCAACUUCACGGGGAUAGCUGCAGCAUAUUCAGCUAUUGAGUGGAGUUUUAAUUAUUUAGAAAGUGAGGAAGUUAAGCUGACUUUCUUGCUUUGCUGUGUAAUAGGCCAUAAUGGUCUGGUUGAAAAGUUGAUGAGAUAUAUUGUGGGUUUGGGUUUAUUUGGUGGUGUCAACACUAUGGAAGAAGCUAGAAAUGAAGUAUUGACUGUUGUGGCUAAUCUCAAAGCGUCUUCCUUGUUGCUUGAUAGUUAUGAUGAUGAGCACUUUGAUAUCCAUGAUGUUGUUUCGGAUGCUGCUUUAGCUAUUGCAUCGAGGGACUACCAUAUGCUUGUUUUGAGAGAUCAUAUUCCAAAGGAGUGGUCCGAUAAGGCGAAAAUGAACAGCUUGAGAGCGAUAAGCUUACCUUGUCCUCAAAUUAUAGUAGAGCUUCCUAAGGAGAUAGAGUAUUCAGGUCUUUCCUUUUUCCAUAUGGCCCAUGAUGAUUCAGUGGUAAUUCCUCCCGACUUUUUCAGAGGAAUUGAAAGCCUCAAAGUCUUGGAUUUACCUUCAUAUUCCUAUCUACCUGAAUCAAUUAAUCACCUCAUAGACCUUCGCAUGUUGUGUCUAAGAGGAUGUCUAGUUGAAGACAUAACCAUCAUUGGAGAGCUCAAAAGUUUAGAAAUCCUUGACCUUGCUUUCUCAAGGAUCAAAGAACUACCCAAGGAGAUAGCACAAUUGACUCGGUUAAGGUUGUUAGAUUUGAGUUGGUGUGAAAACUCAAAAUCAUCCCACCAAAUGUUUUAUCAAGUUUGUCUAAAUUAGAAGAAUUAUAUAUGGAGGGAAGCUUUGUUGAAUGGGAAAAUGGAGUAGUUGACAACGAGAGGAGAAAUGCAAGCCUUGAUGAAUUAAACAAUUUGUCUCGUCUAACUACUUUAUAUGUUCGUAUUUCUGAUAUCCAAAUGAUUCCAAAGCAUCGAUUCAUUGAGACAUUGAACAGAUACAGGAUUAUUGUAGGUGAUCAUCCUAUAUCCAAGUGGCUCCGAAGACAUGAAUGUUCAAGGACAUUGACGCUCCAGUUAUAUACAAACAUUUGUUUGGAUAAUGGGGUGAAAAUGUUGCUGGGAAAGGCUGAAUAUUUGUACCUAGACCUAAAAGGACUUAAAGGCAUCAAGAAUGUACUUGCAGAGUUAAAUAAAGGGAACGAUUUUCCACAUUUACAGAGUCUUCAUGUCAAAAAUGGUAUCCAGGUGCAAUAUAUCACAAUGAACAACAUUGAGUUUUCUGAAUUACGUUUCAUAACACUUGAGCGUUUGCCGCAACUUAUUAGCUUUGCUGUCAAGAGGAAAGGUGUUCCACGAGUUUUGAGCCCCUACCACUUUUCAUUAAGCAGACAUAUCAUUGGAGUUCGAAUUUGAGGAGGUUGAUUAUCACUGGAUGCGGCAAGUUGGAGCAUCUGUUAUCGCCCUCUGUCGCCAGGAAUCUGGUGCAGCUCCACUGCUUUGAGAUAGUGGGUUGUGAGUCCUUAAGGGAGAUAAUAUUUACAGAGGAAAUAGAAGAAGAAGAAGAAACGAGUAAUGUGAUUUGUUUCCCCCGAUUAAACUUUCUGCAUAUAGAUUUCCUUCGAAACCUCAUCUUCUUCUGCUCAGGAAAUUAUAAUAUCGAAUUCCCUUUGUUGAAAGAGCUAAAGAUUGUGGAUUGCCCGAAAUUAAAAGAAUUCAUUAGUGAAAGCAGUAUUGAGCCCGGCAUGCAUGCUCUCUUCAACGAGAAGGUUUCAAUUCCAAGCUUGGAAAGGAUGACAAUCUCCGGGUUGAGGAAUACGAAGAUGAUAUUUCAUAAUGAGCUACCACCAAAUUCUUUUCGAAAUCUACGAGUAUUCAGUGUUUCAAGGUGUGAGAGUCUGAAAAAUCUAUUUCCAGCGUCAAUAGCCAAACAUCUUCCGCAACUUGAACAUUUAUGGAUAAGAUGGAGUGGGGUGGAGGAGAUUGUAUUGGAAGGGAAGGUUUAGAGGAGCAGCCUGUGAGUUUUGAGUUUCCCAAAGUGUCUUCCUUACGGUUGAACACUUAGAAAAGCUCAAAUGUUUCUAUAAAGGGCAACAUACAAUUGUGUGGCCAAUGUUGAAAAAAUUGACCACAGAUUGUUCUGCUUUGCUAAUGAUAGUGGGUUUAGAAGAUGUUAGAAUCCAGGAAACGAAGGGAAAUGGGGAGGCAGUAUUGUUGGUUAAGGAGGUCAUUCCCAAUUUAGAGAAACUUGAGUUACGAAAUUUUAGUGCUAUGGAUCAAUUGCCACCGGAUUUGUUCCCUCGCGUUAAGGUUUUUGAAGUGGGUGGUGGCUUCCAUAGUGGAUCUUCUUAUAUAUUUCCUCUCGUCCGAAGAUUCUACAAUUUGGAAAGGCUGAAGUUUAGUAAUUUUGAUUUCAAACAUGUAGUCCCUUGUAAGGGAGCUGUUGGGACUCUCUCACCAAUAAAAAAUCUGAAAUUGCAUUCUUCCAAAAAUCUUAAGCAUAUAUGGAGAAAAGACUCGGAACUUGGUCAUAUUCUCUCUAAUCUCCAAACACUCACAAUUUCGCAUUGUGAUGAUUUGAAAAAUAUUGGAGCCUCGUCAUUAUCUUUCCAAAAUCUCACAACUUUGGAGGUGUCAUAUUGCAAAAUGAUGACAAACUUACUUACACCCUUAAUAGUUGAGAAUCUGGUGCAAUUAACAACAAUGAAGGUCAGCGACUGCACUGAAAUGACAGAAAUAGUGACAAAUGAGGGAGACUACCAUCAGACAAUAGUUGUCAGAAAAUUGAAAUGUUUAGAAAUAAGCGAUCUACAAAGGCUCACAAGCUUUUGUCCAGGGAGUUACACCUUCAACUUCCCUUGUUUGGAAGAAGUAGUUGUUGAAAGGUGUCCUAGAUUGAAGGUCUUUUCUGAGGGAGUUUUAAGCACCCCGCAAUUACAAGGAGUAAAACAAGGGCGUUACAAUCGAAAAGAGUGUUGGAAAGGGGACCUGAAUACCACCAUACACCAGUUGUAUACAAAAAAGGGUGGAUUCAAUAGCCCAUUUGAUCUGAAUAUCUCUGACACGUUUCCAAAGUUGAUAGAAAUAUGGAAAAGAAACCCUCAAGAAAUUUUGGAGUCGAAGAACCUUGGCAGAAUAGAGAUUUAUAAAUGUAGCAGCUUGAAGUAUAUUUUUGCCCCGUCUAUGCUUUUUAGCCUCAAGCAACUAGAACAGAUAGAAGUAAAAGAAUGCAAUACAAUGGAACAAGUGAUCAGGGAAGACGAGGAGGGAGUAACCAUACAUACGUUGACACUUCCUAAGCUCUCCUUUGUAAAAAUAGAGAGGUGUUCCAACUUGACAAAUUUUUAUUUGGGAAGUCAACCUCUUGAAAUUCCAAAUUUGUGGGUUAUUACGAUAGCUGAGUGCCCAAAAAUGACAGCAUUUUCUUCUACAAUUUCAAGAAAGAGUGAAAAAGUGAUUGAAGAGCAAGACGUAGAAGAUAAUACUGCCGUUUUAUUCUGUGACAAGGUUGUCAUUCCCCAUUUGGAGAAUCUGAAGUUGUCCUCCAUUAACAUUCAGAAGAUAUGGCACCACCCAUCCUACUCACCAGAGAGGAAUCAGAUGUUCUCUACACUGCGGUCCCUGUGUCUGGAAGACCUUCCCAAACUCAAAGAUGCCUGCUUUGAGAAUAGCUUUGAAUUCCCAUGCUUAAGAGAUUUAACACUAAAAAAUUGUCCUCUGCUGAAAACAUUCAUCUCUAAAUCUGUAUGUGGAGAUGAACCUCAAAUUCACCAACCUACACAAACAAAUAACUCUGCUGUCCUCAAUGAAAAGAUUGUUUUCCCUCGUUUGGAGAAGUUGCUGAUUCAGGGUUGUGAUUCGUUAGAAGAAAUAAUGGAGCUGCAAGCACUCAAUGCCAAUGAAGCACAGUCAACAUCAGCUACGCGGUCUACUAUGGCAGACACAAUGAUGACCAAGUUUGUAUUUCCCCGUCUAACGCACCUUGGACUGGAUAAGGUGCCGAGUUUGAAAAGUUUCUACUCUAGGAUGCAUACCACCCAAUGGCCAUCAUUGAAAUUUAUGAAGGUUAUUGAAUGCCCCAGAGCACAAAUUUUUGGUGAGGUUGAAAUCCCAAACCAACAACCCUUGUUUUGCAUCAAUGAGGUAUGCUCACUGAUAGUUUAUAUUCCAUGUUCAUUACUUGAAUUUAUUAGAUUGUUUUCCUUAGUAUUUGAGAAGAUGGUGCAAUUAAUAACAAUGAGGGUAAGUGUCUGCACUGAAAUGACAGAAAUAGUUGCAAAUGGGGGAGACUACCAUCAAACAAUAGUGCUUGGUAACUUGAAAUGUUUACAACUAAGCAAUUUAAAGAGCCUCACAAGCUUUUGUCCUGGAAGUUACACCUUCAACUUUCCUUGUUUGGAAGUAGUAGUUGUGGAAGGGUGUCCUAAAUUGAAGAUCUUUUCUAAGGGAGUUUUAAGCACUCCACAAUUACAAAGUGUAGAACAGGAUAGUCUCAUUAUGAAAAGGUGUUGGGCAGGUGACUUGAAUACCACCAUACAACAGUUGUAUAUAGAAAAGGAUGGAUUCUGUGGCCUAGGUGAUUUGACCAUCUCUGAUACGUUUCCCGAGUUGAUAGAAAUAUGGAAAAAAAAACCUCGAGCAAUUUUAGAGUUGAAGAACCUUAGCCAAAUGAAGUUUAUAAAUGUAGCAGCUUGAUGUACAUUUUUACCCCUUCUAUGCUUUUGAGCCUCAAGCAACUAAGGUUUAUAGAAGUAAAAGAAUGCAGUAUAAUGGAACAAGUGAUUAGGGAAGACGAGAAGGAAGCAACGACACAUGAGUUGAAAUUUCCUCUGCUCUUCUUUGUAAAAAUGGUGUCGUGUUCCAACUUGACAAAUUUUUAUUUGGGAAGUCGAGCUCUUGAAUUUCCAAAGUUGAGUAAUAUUACGAUAGAUGGUUGUCCAAACAUGACGGCAUUAUCUUCUUCAAUUUCAAGAAAGAGUGAAAAAGUGAUUAGUGAGCAAGACGUGGAAGAUAAUACUGCCGCUUUAUUCUGCGACAAGGGUGGAUUCAAUGACAGAUUUCAAAAGUUAGAAAUAUGGAAAAGAAACCCUCAAGAAAUUUUGGAGUUGAAGAACCUUGGCAGGGUGGAGAUUAAUAAAUGUAGCAGCUUGAAGUAUAUUUUUACCCCGUCUAUGCUUUUGAGCCUCAAGCAACUACAAUUGAUAAUGGUCAAAGAAUGUAGUAUAAUGGAACAAGUGAUUAGGGAAGAAGAGGAAGCAACGACACAUGAGUUCACAUUUCCUAAGCUCUCCUAUGUAACAAUAAAGGCCUGUUCCAACUUGACAAAAUUUUAUUCAGGAAGUCGAGCUCUUGA